This is a messenger RNA of Culex quinquefasciatus (southern house mosquito), 795 nucleotides long. RefSeq lists its product as uncharacterized. Lineage: Eukaryota; Metazoa; Arthropoda; Insecta; Diptera; Culicidae. The coding region runs from base 245 to 760 and encodes 171 amino acids. The record is from RefSeq and is a predicted model, not a curated record. The transcript has 2 exons.
CGUGCACCAUCUCUAGCUUAAAUUUCUAACUUGUUGCUCGGCCGGACUUGUCGGGUAUCGUUCAGUCGUGCGGAUGCUGUGGUUUUGGUCACUCCUUCUUGGCUAGUGAGACAUAAAUUCGAAACGGGAUUACGAAAGACGUCGGUCUGGCUGGCUGGGAGAGCGAGAGAGUCCUGUGGUGACAAGGAUCUACCGCCACAAUAGUAUAGUUGAUAGGAAAUCCACCGAAUCGUGACUUCCAGCCAUGCGUUCCGUUUUAAUUACGUUCACCGGACUGAUGGGAUUGGCUUGGGCCUCCCCCGCCCCCGUCCUGGUGCUGGUGGCGAACGGAAGUGAUAUCACAAUCAAUCUGUCCGGUGACACCAGCAACAACCGGCUGGUGAGCGUGGUCAGCGAUGCCGGAAACAAUAAUCCGUCCGUGUUUGACUGGGUCGGCGGUAACGGUGCGAACAAAGCCCCGAGGUUGGCCGUCGGUGGAGGAGGGGAGCCUGGCGGCGGUGCCAACAAUAAUGGCGCCGGAAGUGCAGCGCUGAUUGAUGCACUGUUGAAGAGAGUACUCGCGGCGACGGAACCGAACAUCCGGCCACCGGCAUCGGAGCCCGAGGAUGACGAUGGUGGUAAAUCGCGGCCAACCGAUGCAGUGACGGGAGUGACGCGAUCAAAUGAGGCAAGGACGUUGAGUGGAACGACGGAAUCGGUCGCGGUUACGUGGAGUACGAAGAGGAAGGUGGACCCAGCAGUGGAAUUAGAAGAUAUUUGAUUUCUUGGAAAUAAGAUGUUUAUUGUUGCAAAGUA